Messenger RNA from Sander lucioperca (pikeperch), 528 nucleotides. Its product is annotated as cytochrome c oxidase subunit 7A2, mitochondrial-like. The record is from RefSeq and is a predicted model, not a curated record. The coding region runs from base 115 to 366 and encodes 83 amino acids. The transcript has 4 exons. Gene Ontology annotation, biological process: mitochondrial respirasome assembly; regulation of oxidative phosphorylation; mitochondrial electron transport, cytochrome c to oxygen. Lineage: Eukaryota; Metazoa; Chordata; Actinopteri; Perciformes; Percidae.
ACCGGAUAUAACCCAAGGGCGCCAAGGGAUUGUGGGACGUCAGACUGUCCGUCCUUGUGCGGUGCUGUUCCUUACCUUAGCUUAAGGUCUAACAUAACACAGAAGCUUGGCAAAAUGUACAGACAUCUAAUGGGACUUCGGCAGCUUUCCAGGCGGAGCAUUUCCAGCAGUGCCCGCAGACAGAUUGAUAACUCCGUAAAGGAAAAACAAAAACUGUUUCAGGAGGAUAACGGUAUACCUAUCCAUCUGAAGGGCGGAUCGAAAGACGCUCUACUCUACAGAGCCACAAUGACUCUCACUGUGUUUGGGAGUGGAUAUGUCGUGUAUGAGCUGUUAAGUGCUGCCAUGCCCAAGAAGCCACAAUGAAACAGGAUUGGAUGUAUUUAUCUGAUGAAUCGUGCACAUCGUUCAGAUUUGUAAUCUGGGAAAUGAUUUGUCCCAUCAAUAAUAUCAGUAUGUUUUGUGUUUGAAAUAUGUAUUGAUUGUACAAAUUAUGAGCUGCAAAUAAUAAAAAUGUACAUCUCCUGA